Messenger RNA from Lindgomyces ingoldianus, 1335 nucleotides. RefSeq lists its product as uncharacterized. NCBI's taxonomy places the organism in Eukaryota, Fungi, Ascomycota, Dothideomycetes, Pleosporales, Lindgomycetaceae. The transcript has 3 exons. The record is from RefSeq and is a predicted model, not a curated record. Bases 66 to 950 code for a protein of 294 amino acids.
CUCAACCAGAGAACGAUCUAUGCCCGUCCGGAAUCGUCUGGGUUGCUGGCGAAAUAAAUAACGCCAUGGCACUGGGCGAUAUCCAAGAUGGCUAUCCAGGCCUGGCCAAAUUCAUGGGUCCACAUUUCGACUCUGGAAUGGGCCUCUUCAAGCGAUUCGCAGACCUCAAUGCUCGCAAUUUGCUGUAUAUGCAAGCGGAACUAGUAAACCUGGAACUUGAGCUGAACGUUCUGACACAUGACGACCACACGAGCCGGGAUCCAACGCGGGAGACAUAUGAGAAGAGCGUCUGGAACAUGGCUCAUUCACCAGACAGCGCGCAAUGGAAGAAAGUGCUCGAAAUUCGACAGAAAGUAAAGGAUUACAACGAUGCUCUAUUGCAGCAAUCCCAACUAUGCAAACUCAACAAAGCCAACGACUAUGAUGUAGGAAUUCUCUUACAUUGGCUUCUGCAUGCUGAGGGAGGAAACGGCUUUCUUGAAGGAUUCGAAGCACGACCUUGGAAAAAAGGCGAGCGGCGGGACUUGAUAUCCAUCUGUAGCAGAGCAAGAACAGAUAAGUUUACAAGAUGGGCGGAAAGAAAGGCGUACCCUUGGCUAUACGCGAAAGUGUUGAAGCGUUGGAAGAAACCAAUAAACGGCCAAGAAAAGGUGGGUAUCGCCCAUCUCAACGACAACUGGUUCGUUCGUCUUGCACGAGUCAUGACAGUUAUUCUCUCAACGUUGUUGCCAUCCAUCGCAGUCCUAGGGCUUUACUACGUCAGAAGCCUACCUGCCCACCUUGGCGCAGUGGUCGGAUUCUCAGCCAUGUUCUCUCUCGCUCUAGAAGUCUUCACCAAUUCUCGACCAAUCGAGGUUUUCACAGCAACUGCUGCGUUUGCAGCCGUUCAAGUUGUCUUUGUCGGCAGCACUGGCCAGAACUCCUGCGAGUGUUUUGUCUCUCAAACAUAACCAUCGAUUCUGUAUUGCCGGAAUUAACGUCAGCAAUUGCAUGAUUCAAUCUUAGGACAAAAUUUGGCAUCCUGCCGACAUUCCUUAAUAAAUUCAGCAAGAGAUUGAACAAACAAACGCCACCCCAGUUAUGUUCCACGCCAUAUGAUAUUGCGCUCUCGGGUCAUGGGAAAGAAUGAUUAUCUGGGGUUUGGUCGAAUGUAUAAUGUGAGACAUUGAAGGCGGGCUGGUCGUAUAAAUAGAGGGAGAUUCCAGAACGGUUUAUCUGGCUUCGUAUACUUGCAUUUAUCUGCUCCUCCUGGCAAAGAUUUUUGGGAAUCUCAUCACUGAGUCUUGGUUUGUAGUUCUUUUUGGACGCUUUACGAUGCAGUCUUAUGAAAUUUUG